AUGUCAUUUCAAUCCUGGCCGGUGUCCUGGCCCCGCCUCGACUACGAGUCUCUCGGCGACCCCCUCGGAGCUGCCAUCCGCUCAACGGUCGGGGACGCCUGGAACUUCGAAACGAACCACUUCGACCUGUGGAAAUCCUCGUACCACAUCGUCAUGGAGAUCCACAACGACCCGGAGCAGUUCCGCAUGGAAAUCGACAACCUUAAGCUCAUGCACACUUCGAUAUUCCCACAGCAGAGCGGCAUCCGGGGUCGCCUCAACAAGCUCCGCUUCAACUCCCUCUUCAAACCCAUCGAGAAGUUCUGCGCCGGCAUAAUCCCGUCGUCAGAGGAAGCCGAGUCGGGCGACGCAGCCGUCAUCGUCUCAUACCACCUCGACACCGCCACGGGCGACGCCAUCAGGCUCCAGAUCUACCGGAUCGUGCACGCCAUGUUCGGCGACCCCAAAAACCUCAACGCCCUCUUCGACCUGACCAUCUACGCCGACGAAUUCGUCCACCGCCGGGCCGUCCUCACGGUUCUGGUCUACGUCCGCUUCUACGCCUACCGCCGACGCAUCGGCCUGCAGGAGAGCCGCCGCCAGAAGCUCGGCAGCAUCCCGGAGAUCAUUUACUGGCAGAUCCUGCUGCUGGGCUUCUCGGUCAAGUCUGAGGGCGCGUCGAGGCCGCUGCCGAAGCAGAUGGUCCUGGUGCAUCAGUGCGUCGCGUUUGCGGCGCAGAUGGAACAGCUUGCCCGCCAGGUGGAUUUUGCGCGGAUGGUUGAGGAGGGGGUCGAGGAGGACGUGAGAGAGGCCGGCGCGAUUGUGAUCCAGGCUGGCAUGGCGUUUGGGAUUUUGGAUGAGAGGGGGCGGCUGGUUGAUUCCGUGGACGAGGGCCUUCGAUCCCUUGGGCUUAUGCCUUCGUAG
Messenger RNA from Diplodia corticola, 903 nucleotides. RefSeq lists its product as uncharacterized. The record is from RefSeq and is a predicted model, not a curated record. Lineage: Eukaryota; Fungi; Ascomycota; Dothideomycetes; Botryosphaeriales; Botryosphaeriaceae. The coding region runs from base 1 to 903 and encodes 300 amino acids. The transcript has a single exon.